GUCUCACUGACGGUGGGAAAGGUCGACGCAGGAGUCGCUGUGCUUCUGACAGAGGACAAACGUCUGAUUGAAUUUCCCUCCAUUCUUCUCCCUCCCCAUAUUACCUCCGGCUCUAUCGUCGACAUUACUGUCGCACGGAAUUUUGAUGCUGAAACUGCUUCCCGCGAAGCUUUCACACGUCUCCAAAAGGACAUCUACACUAAUUUCGGACAACAAUCGCCCGCAACACCAGUUCUACGUUGUCGCAACGCAACGCAGACAUCUGUUGUUCUAGAAUGGGAUCCUCUUUUCCUUGCCUCAGCGGAUCUACAUAGUCUGAGCCUCUACCGAAAUGGCAGCAAAGCAGGCAAUAUCCCGCGGCCACUUGAAAUACAGUCGACCAAGAUCAGCGGUUUGGCCGUGGAUACACCGUACACAUUCCAUUUGGUGCUUAAGACUAGCGCGGGCACAUAUUCGAGUCAAAAGCUCUCUGUCAAGACUCACAAGAUGACUGACCUCUCUGGUAUCACUGUCACCCCAGGCAUCCUUCCUCCGCCACUCAAGGAUAGCCUUCAAGCAGCAGUGGAACGCAUUGGCGCUAAGAUGAUCGAUACCGUCAGAAUAGACACGACCCAUUUCGUCUGUACGGAGGGUAGAGGACAGCCUUGGGAACGUGCGACGGAGAUGAAUAUCCCAGUCGUGAGACCGGAGUGGGUUGAAGGAUGCGAACGUGAGGGCAGAGUCGUCGGUGUUAGGGGAUACUAUCUC
Messenger RNA from Xylona heveae TC161, 747 nucleotides. RefSeq names its product BRCT domain-containing protein. Gene Ontology annotation, cellular component: trans-Golgi network; exomer complex. The annotation marks the transcript as partial. Gene Ontology annotation, biological process: conjugation with cellular fusion; Golgi to plasma membrane transport. Gene Ontology annotation, molecular function: protein dimerization activity. Lineage: Eukaryota; Fungi; Ascomycota; Xylonomycetes; Xylonales; Xylonaceae. The record is from RefSeq and is a predicted model, not a curated record. The transcript is spliced from 2 exons.